This is a messenger RNA of Solea solea (common sole), 1429 nucleotides long. RefSeq names its product adaptor related protein complex 4 subunit sigma 1 (gene ap4s1). NCBI's taxonomy places the organism in Eukaryota, Metazoa, Chordata, Actinopteri, Pleuronectiformes, Soleidae. Gene Ontology annotation, biological process: protein transport; vesicle-mediated transport. The record is from RefSeq and is a predicted model, not a curated record. The coding region runs from base 353 to 913 and encodes 186 amino acids. The transcript has 5 exons. Gene Ontology annotation, cellular component: intracellular membrane-bounded organelle.
CACGCCAUUCUGUUGCAAAGACGGAAGAACAUAAACACAACUUUGUUUUGCUAUAAAAACUCUUAUUUACCACUUUUAUUGUGUCCUCAAACGCACCAGUUUUGACAGACAUGCGACUGAGCAUGCGUCGGAAAUGCUAACUGCUCCGCUGGCUGGUUACUAGCGGAGACUUCCCUCAUUUUUUCCACAUUCAUUUGACUUAAAUUUUACGUUAAUGCUGUGAAUAAACGCGACGCUUCGUUUAAUCUGACAUUAAACUCAUUCAGACGAGAUUCACGAGGAUUAGCUUCACGAUAGCCUGCGAUUGUUUUUAGCCUCAGUGAUGCUAACGUCGUAGCCGCUGCUGACAACGAUGAUAAAGUUCGUGUUGAUGGUGAACCGUCAGGGUCAAACCAGACUGUCUAGAUAUUAUGAGCGUGUGGAAGUGACCAGGAGGGCGGCGCUAGAGGCCGACGUGGUUCGCUGCUGCCUGAGCAGAAAGAAGGAGGAGUGUUCGUUUGUGGACCACAGGGACGUGCGUCUCGUCUACCGUCAGUACGCUGCGCUCUACAUCGUGGUCGGCGUCACAGACACUGAGAACGAGUUGUCCAUCUACGAGCUCAUCCACAACUUUGUUGAGGUCUUGGACAAAUACUUCAGCCGUGUGAGCUGUGUGUGUGUGUGUCUGUCUCUGCAGAGUGAACUGGACGUAUCCUUCAGUGGACGCCACACGACGUCCGUCUGUGUGGUGACAAGACCAUGUAUCAGCCACGCCCCCUACUGUUCACCCUCUGAUAAAGCCCCACCCCCUGCCGUUCACCUUGAUAAAAGCUCCGCCCCCUACCAUUUAAAAGUCCAGUUUUUCACAAUAAUUUUAACUUUUUUCAACGUAAACAUUUUUUUAACUCAGUUUGACGGAUUUCAAUUAUCGUGAAUUGUGAAAAUCGUACAAUUGUCGCUUAAAUACGACAAUUAUCUCAGUUUGUUUGCUCGUCUGUUAGCAACAGCUCCGCCCCCCCCACUGUUUACCCUCUGGUAAAAGCUCCGCCCCCAAAACACUGAAAGUGGAGUUUUAACGAAAUAUCCAAUAAACACCGAUGUUUAUGUCACAGUCACAUGGUUGUUUUCCUCGACUCUGAUUGGCCGACAGAUCAUGUUCAACCUGGAGCGCGUUCACGUCAUCCUGGACGAGAUGAUCCAGAACGGACACGUGGUGGAGACCAACAAGAGCCGCGUCCUGGCGCCGCUCCACGCCCUCACCAAGAUGGCCGACGCCUCCUGACUCGGGGAGGAGCUUUGAGAGGAGGAACCACAGGACGUCGUCGUGGUUACGUCAUACUUUGCAAACAUUUUAAUGAGUUUUUUUUUCAGCGUACACAUUUGAAAAUAUCUGUUUUCCUCAAACUGUUAAAUAAAGUUUAUAAUAUACAAAGAAAAUACAGGAGAGCGA